Molecule: messenger RNA, 7452 nt
Organism: Spodoptera frugiperda (fall armyworm)
Lineage: Eukaryota; Metazoa; Arthropoda; Insecta; Lepidoptera; Noctuidae
Exons: 7
Coding region: 190-1659 (489 amino acids)
Source: RefSeq, a predicted model, not a curated record
ACAAAAUGACAGUAAACGUCAUUUAUAAUUCAUUGCCCAAGUCGGUCGAAUUGAAUAAAGUUAUUUUUGUGCGCGUUUUAAAUUAUUCAGCGUAAAUGGAAAAUAUUAGUGUCCUGAAUUUAGGAAGUAGGAGUUGAAGUGCGGCUGUUGUGUUUCGUAACUGUGUUCGUGUGUUAAAUAGUGACAUUAAUGGCUACUACACCAAAACAAGUGAACGGCAAACCGUCGAAUAAUAACGGCUCCCUGGGAAAGCGGAAGAAAUCUCGUGGGAGCAGAGGCUCGUACCUAUCGAAAUGGUUAGAUAAGACAAUGCACCACAUACAAGAGUCGACACCUAGCAUGGAUACGUACGAUACUUACGUAAAUCCGAACUUGCACUACGCGAUGGGCAGUUCUCAGUUCGCUCCCGGCUACGAUCCUUACAGACACAUGUAUGGCUGUGGGCCUGAGCCGAUGUCCCUGCCCACACUACCUUCAUACUGCAACCCACCUAUGAUGCCAUUCUACGGGCCCGAAUAUCGGUACGUGCAGAACGUAAACAAAAGCAUUCAAGUACAGAGGCCGAGACUGCGGCGCCGCAGUGAGAACAAGGCUGAGGAGGCGAACAGCGCCUCUCGGCAAGGGACCCCGACCCACCCGCACGCCAUGAAUUAUUUACAACCAAAGAAUAUAACUGACAGUCAGGAUUUCGCUAGUUUACCCCCAAUAGUGACAUCAGUCGGUGACACAAACUCCAACAGUGAGAUUAACAUGAAUGAUAAGGAUGAAGGGAGCAAUGCUAGGAGGUUCAGUGACCCUUGUGUGAGAGGGCUGCCGGAUGUAGCGAGGCCUGCCAAUGGUGAUGUGGACUCUGGAUCAGAAGCCAGUUCUGACAUGUCUGGCAGUCAGGUUGGCAGUAGACUCCUAACAUGUCUCUUAGACCAAAUAUCUUCCCUGAAAAUGGCAAAUGAAAGACUGAGUAAAGACUUAAUGGAUACCAAAGUGGAGCUGGAGAAUUUGCGACAACACAACGCCAUACUGAAAGGGUCCAGUUCGAGUAUGGGUGCUACGCCUAACCAUUCGCUUAAUGACAACGCGUACUUAGCAGGGCAGUAUGCUCCGGGCUUCCUGACCGACUUGGUGCGCGAGAUCAGGGACGCGGCGCGCAUGCGUGAGGAUGCGCUGUACUCGCGCGUACGAGCCAUGGUCGUCGAAAGAAACGAUAACGGUUUGACAUCUUCGGAAGCUAAGUUCACGGAAAAAGCUCUUGAAGAGAUCAAGAGUUCUCUGCGUGCUUCGGAGGCGGACAAGCGUCGUAUGAUGGAUCGCAUAGUCAAACUGGAAGAUGAAUUGCGAGUCUUAAGAGUCACAAACGGUUUGGAGUCGAACGAAAACAAAAUAUCGAACGGUAACGUCGAAGACGCCGAUGCUGAGCGGAUGCGCUUGCGCAAAGAACUUGCGGACAUGCGCAAAGCUAAGCAAAACGCUGAGGAUCAUUCGCUUAAACUUGAACGUCUUGUAACACAGCUACGUUCAAAAUUCAACGGGCUACAACUCACGAACGGGCCCGAAUCGUUGCCGAGCGAUCCCGAACACGACACGAACGUGCGCGCACGCCGAACGAGUGUCAACUCGGCGAACAAUUCCACUGUUGUCUUUGGCCCUGUUACCGAUUUGUAGCGAAUGGAGAUCGCAAAUGCGACCGUUUGCAUCGUCGCUGAUCUAUUCUGGUCUAUAUUGUAUAAGUUUACCUGAACGGACUUUAGUAGUUCUAGAUUACGUCUCUGUUUAAAAUAUAAUCUGUGGUGAAGUGUUUCAGUUUGUAGCGUGUGUUCUGCACUUUUUUUUUAGUCAUUGUGUGUUGAUAUUGAAUCUCGAUCACUGGAAUUGAUUAAUUUAAGCCCGUGUUUACCCCUUUUUGAUAAAAUCGAAUUUAAUUUCGUGCUAUUUUUUGUGAUUUUUUUAGUUUUAUGUUGGUUAAUCGUAUCAAAAUUUAGUAUAAAGACACGAAUAAAAAGACAGCAAUAAAAUUAAAUGCAAGCUUGUAUUAAUAAUGAUAAUCAGUACUAAUGUUUUAAAGUACAGUUAACAAGAAAAUGCUUACACAUACAGAAUAUAAAAGCAAUAUUUCGUAUUAUAUUAUGCCGAUAACACAAUUUUUCUUAUACAUUUUACAGAAAGCGUUACAAUAAGAAUUGAGAGAUAUUUUAAAUAUUUUGCCUGAAUACGCUAUACAUUCGUCGAUUGUACAUCUAACUAUCCUUGUUAUUAAAAUAUUUUCCACCUUAUGGUAUGUUAUAAUAAAGUGGAAAAUCGUCUGACACAUUAGGGUAGUUUCAUGUGCUUUUUACAGUUCCUCUUACUAUUAAUAUUGGUGCUCACUUUGCUCCAUCACAUUUUAAUAAUAUUUCAUUGCAAUAUAUACUCUAUGUACAUUAUUAUAAUUGAUAGUGUUGUUUGCUCACCCAUUGUUACUUGUUACCUUUGUGCAUUGGUCUCGUAAAUAAAAUAAUAUUCCAUUUUAAUUUGAUUGUACUUAACAUAUUUAUAAUUUAAAUCAAAUUACACUACGUACUAUUUGACUACGCAAAUUGACCAAAUUAAAAGUACAGUCACGAUGAAAAAUGUAUUAAUAUAAUAAAAUAAUAUUUACGCAAUAAUUAUUUGUGGCAUAAAAAUUACAAAAAUAAAAUCAUUAAUUAUGUUUUAGCUGUCCCUGUAAAAUUGUGUAAAUGUACGCGGCAACAGAAUCGUCACUUUGUUGCUACUAUCGGUAUGUCAUUUUGACAAUUUACCCAACAGAUUACCGAGCAUUAUUGUCCCGAUCAUUUAAUGAUUACAAACACAAUAACAUUAUUACAUUACAGUUUGCCUAGCAAUCAGCUCUUAUUUACUAACUUGAUGCACGGCUGUUGAUGUUUGCAAUUUUCGACCAAUUGCCUCUUCACACCUUUGCAUUUAAGCGUUUUAAUAUUUGCUAUAAGUCACCAACGUUUGUGUGCCAAUGAUUUUCACGGUUUUUCGUACACUCGUGGAGAUGAAAAUGACUAUUUUAAACCGGCUUAUCCAUAUCUACAUUUACUUUCAAUCAUAUGUACUUAAUCAACAAUCGAAUAAAAUAAGAAGACGUACUAAAAUUACUUCCAUAUUUACAAAUAAAAGCAUAAAUUUCGAAAUUAAAUUGGAAAUAAAUACAAGUAAAACUUCGCUGAAGCAAUUAAAAGUUCGUUUAGAUAUCCUCAUUGCGUUCAUUAUUGUUGUUUGUAUGUUAAUUAAUUGAUCGAUUACGGCAUUCUGGGAAUAUUUCGCGUCUAUAUCAAUUAGUGAAGUUUGUUCUGUAUGUUUAACUAAACAAACUACGAUUUUCGUUCGUUCGUGUACAAGACGAUUCUGGCUAUUAUUAUUUUAAUUAAUUGUUCCGAAGCUGAAAAUUAAUUGAACGAUUUUAUUAUUACAAUAGUUUCGAACGGCGUUUUGCUCAAAUAAGCGUUUGUUUUCCUUAGGUUUAUUUUGCGAAAAUUUACUUGAUAGAAUACUUUAAAUUAUAUAUUUGAUUAUUUAAAAAAAAAGUGAUGGCUUGCUCGAAAAAUUCCGUCUUAAAAAUUGAAAUAACUGGCUCAUGUGAUUGUGAUGUUUUGUGUUACUAUUAUUACUAUUAUUUUAAAUAACGAAUUUAAUAAUAUAGUUAAGUGUUUUGUGUGUGAUUGUACUUUUUUGCUCUCUAUUUCUAACAUUUUGUUUGUGUUGUCUAGUUACGUUAUCUAACACGAGUGAUUUAUUAACCGAUUUGUAAUUGUCCGCCAUUUUUAUGUUUAUUGUAAUGGUUAUCUAUUAUCUGUACUUAUUAUUAUGAUUAUGAUAUAAAAAUUAAUAAUUAUUAUAAUUGUUAUGUGCAGUUCUUAAACUUGAACUUAGAUUAUUUUAUAUGUCCAUUUUGUUUUAUCUAAAUAGAUAUAUAAAUAAUCUAAGCUUUAUGUUCUUUCUCGAUUGUUGAACAUAUUCAUUAGAAAAACUUUCGACCGUAUACUCAAACGUCACUCAAUUUUGAAAUGUUAUAAAAUAUUUCUGUCUGUCAGUCUGUCUGAAACUGACAGACAUUUUGUGACAAUUUCAUAUUGAGUAUCGUUUCAGUGGUUUAUGUUUGACAAUUAAAUUGGUAAAUUAUCACAAUUAUGACUAGUAUACAUCACAUUAUUAUAUUAUUUUAUUGUAUUACUUAAAUGCAUCAGUUUACAAUAAUUUUAUGCCAGCAAUAGGGUUGAUGACGGGGUAUGAAAAUUAAACAUCUAUUCAGUCCGUCAGUUAGGUAAUGAAAACAUUAGACCCGUAUUUUUUUAUUUUAGUUUGUAGAAAUGACGUCAAGCAGUAUUUCAAAUCAAUGUUUCCGAAAAUAUUUGUUUCCUUAAGAAAAUAAAAUAUACGUGUCUAAUAUUUUACACACGUAUUUUAACAAGGCGGACAAAUAAAAAAUAGUCAUCUAUCUACCCUAUUGCUGUUUACCUAAAGAAUUGCAUUAGUUAGCAUCUAGGUAUAUGAAAAAGACACAUCCUUAUUUAUAUUGAGAUUAAAUAAUUAAUCAGAAUACCGACAGCCAAUUUCCGUAUAGUCUUUGUUAUACCAUUGUAAUUGUGAAUUUAUUACAGUUAGCUAAAAAAAUCAUAGGACGCCAUUUUUUAUUACACUAUAAUUAUAUUGCCAGUUGCAAAAAAUAUCUUUUUAAUAUUAUUAUUCACAUGACUCUUGUUUUUUAUUACUCUUGUCGUGUAUUUCAUCUUUUUUAUUAUUAAUUUAUUAUUUAUAUUAUAAUAUGUUUUCAGAUAGUUAUCCCCCAUCAUAUUAAAUUAACGUUUUAACUUGUUCGAGCCCAUUAACCACCGACGUCAUCGCAUUAGACUGAUUUUAACUAAUUUAUUUAACUACAAGUAAGACGCAUACCAAAUUGGAGAUAAGUAGAAUCGGUUGUUGUAAUUGUAUAUUUAUUUAAACUUAAGCUUUUGUAGUUGUGGUUCUUUUUUGUGUCUGAAAUAAUAUUUUAGGAAAAAUUGGGAAAUUUUAAACCAAAAUGAAAGCAAUGUAUGUGUCGAUUUAAUAACAGGUCCGAGAUAAAUUAUAUUGCCAAUGUCCAAAUUACUAUUGAAUUAACAACAAAUAUAAAAACUUAUUAACUGCCAUACUCAGAGUCACUUAAAAGUUACUUAACCCAGUCCUUAGCAAUUGUUUUUCAUACAAAAUCGUUACUAAGGAAUAGUUUAAGUAAUCAUUAAAUGUCACUGAAUGCGUCAGUCAGUGCAGCUCACAUCAUCGCAUUGUAGAUUAGUUAGUAGGUUAAUGAACACAUUAAAUAUUAUUUCAGACUCAAAAGCGAACAAAAUCAAAACCAAUACAUAUAUUUGCGAACAAUAAAUAGUAUAGAAAUUACUAUUAUUAUAAUUCAUGUAAUUACUACUUACGGUCGAAUUCUCAAACGUAACUCCAGUUUGACAGUUAAAUGUCACUGUCACUUAGCUGUCAAAGUGACAGGAGGAGUGACGUUUGAGAGUUUGGACGUUAAAAUUGAAAUUUUAGUGUUUAUAAAUAGAAUAUUGAAAUAAAUUAUCAUUGUAGCUCUGAAUCCGAUAGGGAAUGCUUUUGUAUAUUUAAUGCUCACAAUAUAAUUAUGUAAAGUUAUCAAUUUAAUCAAAUAAUUACUCAUUAACAUUAAGAUUUUAUUAAAUGGCUCGUUUUGGAGUUGUUUUUUAUUUGCGUACGAAUAUAAUCACGUUUUAUUUUUUAUAUACAUUUUACAUAACCCAUAAAAUACUAUAUUUUUGACUAAUUGCAGAUUCUGUGAAAGAUAUAACUUUUAAGUAUUCACUUGACAAUUGAAAUUGAAAUAUUUUAAUUUUCUUCUUAAAGCAAUAACUCAGCCUACAUAAAAUCAACUUUAUUGCUAAUAAUUAUAAGACAUAUAAUUCCAAAACGAGCCAUGUUAAUAAGAACGAUGGUGCCUUAACUAUGUAACGUUGUCCGCCCAUGUAUUGUUGUAGAACUGUUGUACUGUGCCAUCACUGUGCACUGCUUCUUGUAUCUUAUUGUAUGCUGUAAUAAAGGCGGUUUUCCAUUGGCAAGGUGAGGUGACAAAGUAACUCUUCAAUCAUUUUGCAUUGUUUUUAAGAAUAUCAGAUUUUCUAAGUCACGAGACAUGUUUCCUACAAAACGAAGCUGUAUUUAAAACAUUGAUAUUAUACAUAGUCGAUCGAUCAAAAUCGAUGCAGCAGUUUCGGAGAUCACUACACGCUUACAUACUUAUAUGUAAAUACAAAUCAUGUUUAAUUUAUUUACAAAAUUACUUGACUGCUAUUAUAUUCUAAGGAAUUGAAAAUUAUAGUCACAUUAUUUUAAUAGAAUAUUGCCUUCGACUUAAUAAUUUUCUCUGAGUUCUCACAUCGUCGUCAUGCCAUUGGAAAAUCGACCUUACUAUUGUGAAUAUUGUAGACUAUUUUCAUUAGAGACUACAUUUGCAGAUCCAUAUAACUGCUGAAAUCUGUAAAUUGUAAAAAUAUGUGCUAUUUUAGCUGUUCUAUAUGAGAAUUGUAAUAUCCCACUUCUUAGGUGCAUGUAAAAUUAAAUAAAAUAGUAAAUAAUUGAAAAAAAUAUUCGUGAACUUAAAUAUUUUUUGUUAAUAUUUGACGAUACAUUGCUAUGUAUAAAAUGUUAAAUGUUUUGUAAUAGUCGACAUGAUAAGUCAUUUCGUAAACUGGAGAAUAAAUUGACAUUUACACUUUUUGGCACACAAAAAUUAACCUUCAAAUUCUACAUAUUUGUACUAUUCGAUCAGCACAUAUAAUUGACAAUGAGGAGUUUCAUUAUGAUCAAUAGCCCGUGAAUAGUCCCCAGCUGAACUUUAGGUCAUCACUACAAAAAAAAAUCAUGCCAUUGGAAAUCGCAACUUAAGAUUCAGAUUUAUCAGAGAGUGAUGCUUCCUGGACAAUUGCUCUUGAAACCAAUAUCUAUGCAAUAAUAAUUUCUAUAAUUAUUUAAUGUCAGAAAUGUGCGACUCGAAUCGUAGAUGUGAAAAUAGCACUCAGCCAAAAGCCAAACUCAAUACCAUUUAGUUCAUUCAAUAUCCACGCAAUAUGGAUGCAAUGGGCGCUAGUGUUGCAAUUCAAGAGUACGAAAUUUCACAAUGUCAAUGUCGAUCAAUCGGAAUUUGAUUCAAAAGUAAGCCCCUUAUGAUCUUAGUCUUUAUUUUUGCUUUUUUGACACCGUUGUUGUAUAGUGUUGGUCAAUUUAUUCCCCAGUCGACUUAUGACUUAUUUCAAUCAAAUUGUACCUAAAUACUACUGCCAAUGUGAUAAAUAAUAUUCAUAAAAUAAUACUCGUUGUGCUAUUAAAACUCAUAUUAGUAUUGUUUCAUUAUGCCUAUGUUCAUUAUAGUUAUUGAAUAUAUUAUGAAGGGGGUUCUAAUAUUAUAAUAAACGAUAUAAUACAUUA